UGUACAGAUCUUUGAGCUGUACCUCCCUCCACGCUACAUGGUUUGUCCCUAUCACCUGAGAGGACGAAUGAAGCCAGGCGGCUCAUGACGCGAGGAGGUCCGCUCCAUAAAUACUAUCACGAGACUGCGAGUCGUCCUGCGUUUGCAUUGAGCAGACCUGAAGCCAGACAACAACAGAGAAACUAAAAAUGAUGAACGGAGAGAUAAACGGUUACCACAACUCACUUAUUGAGGAGGACUGCUUCUUGUUUACAUCGGAAUCUGUUGGAGAAGGGCAUCCAGAUAAGAUAUGUGACCAGAUCAGUGAUGCUGUGCUGGACGCUCACCUGAAGCAAGACCCCGAUGCAAAAGUAGCUUGUGAAACUGUAGCCAAGACUGGAAUGAUCUUGCUGGCAGGAGAGGUGACGUCCCGUGCGAUUGUAGACUAUCAGAAGGUGGUCCGUGACACUAUUAAACACAUUGGAUAUGACGACUCAUCCAAGGGCUUUGAUUACAAGACCUGUAAUGUCCUGGUGGCUCUGGAACAGCAGUCUCCAGACAUCGCCCAGGGCGUGCAUUUGGACCGCAGUGAAGAGGAUAUUGGUGCGGGUGACCAGGGUCUAAUGUUUGGAUAUGCCACUGAUGAAACUGAGGAAUGCAUGCCACUCACUAUUGUCCUUGCUCACAAGCUCAAUGCCAAGAUGGCUGAACUGCGCCGUAAUGGCACCCUGCCUUGGCUCCGCCCAGACUCCAAGACUCAGGUUACUGUGCUGUACAGACAGGAUCGUGGUGCCAUGCUGCCAGUCCGUGUCCACACUAUCGUGGUAUCUGUACAGCAUGAUGAAGACAUCUGUCUGGAUGAAAUGCGUGAUGCGCUUAAAGAUAAAGUAAUCAAAGCUGUGGUUCCCAGUAUGUAUCUGGAUGACGAUACCAUCUACCACUUACAGCCCAGUGGUCGCUUUGUCAUUGGAGGCCCUCAGGGUGAUGCUGGCCUGACUGGACGUAAGAUUAUUGUCGAUACCUACGGAGGCUGGGGUGCCCAUGGUGGAGGAGCGUUCUCUGGAAAGGACUACACUAAAGUGGACCGAUCGGCUGCAUACGCUGCCCGCUGGGUGGCCAAGUCUCUAGUAAAGGCUAAACUCUGCAGGCGUGUUCUUGUGCAGGUUUCAUAUGCCAUUGGAGUGGUCCAUCCUCUUUCCAUUUCCAUCUUCCACUAUGGCACAUCCCAAAAGAGUGAACAGGAACUGCUUAAGGUUGUCAAGAAGAACUUUGAUCUUCGUCCUGGAGUCAUUGUGAGGGAGCUGGAGCUGAAGAAGCCCACAUAUCAGAAGACGGCGGCCUACGGUCACUUUGGCCGCGACUCUUUCACCUGGGAAGUGCCCAGAAAGCUGCACUACUAAACCGUUUGUCAAGCUUUUCCUCUCCAGGCCUGUUGGCGUAUAUUACAGAGAUGCCCACAUGGCUUAUGGGGAGAAGUAUUAUUCUGGUAAACGAAAGUCCUGCUGGUUUAGCUGCCCAUCUUAUUUAAGAAGUCACCCUCAUAUUUUUCAUUACCAUAUUUCAUCAACCAUUUACACACUCUAUGUUAAAAUCAAAAUUAUUUUUGUUUUUCAAAGGUAAUUAUGGUUCAUUAGCAUUAGGGUAAAGCAAAUGUACUACUUAGAUUAACAUAAUAGUUUUAAAUGUAAGAAUUGUGAACUGGUUGACCAGUAUUAAUUAAGGCACCUGGUUUUACACAGUUAUAUCCAGCCCUUCAACACUGUUUUAUAGCAUUCCCUAUGACUUUUAACACUUUUAAACAAUGUGCAUUAUUUAUUUGUGCUUUCAAUUAUGCAUAUCUGAUGCAAUCUGUAAUUUGGAGGUCAACUGUUGGGAAGAACAAUUACUCUGUAUGUUGAUGUAUACUUGAUUGACAAUUCAGUUUUCCUGUCCUAGUGUUCUGUGGUUCCAAAGUGUCCUACAGAAAAACUUUGGAAACCAGCCACAAGGGAGUAACUGAUUGCUGCAGUGCCUGGAUAUGCAGUGCCAUCUAUUUUGGCCAAUACUAUUGCAUUCAUUGAUUUUUGUUCACUGUUUUUGUCUCUUUCCUCUUCCUCCUUUGAACAGAGAGAUUGCAAAUUUUGGCUGUUAUUGUACAGAGAAAGUAGCCUUGUUUACACGUGCUCUCUCAUUCUCUCUACCUUCCUUGAUUUUAUUUUUUAUUUAUUUUUAACAAUAAAAUGUUUUCCAGUA
Messenger RNA from Myxocyprinus asiaticus (Chinese sucker), 2211 nucleotides. RefSeq names its product S-adenosylmethionine synthase-like. Lineage: Eukaryota; Metazoa; Chordata; Actinopteri; Cypriniformes; Catostomidae. Bases 189 to 1379 code for a protein of 396 amino acids. Gene Ontology annotation, biological process: S-adenosylmethionine biosynthetic process. Gene Ontology annotation, molecular function: ATP binding; methionine adenosyltransferase activity. The transcript has 9 exons. Gene Ontology annotation, cellular component: methionine adenosyltransferase complex; cytosol. The record is from RefSeq and is a predicted model, not a curated record.